CGCGGUUGCUUAGUCUGAUCGAAGAUGAAGUUUUCCCUGGGCUUGCUAGUGCUCCUCUUAGGCGCCGCUUUGGUGGCAGCCGACCGUGACUAUGAGGGCUAUCGCAUUUAUGAGGUAACCCCUUCGACCAUGGAUCAGGCAAAGUUCCUACAUCAACUCAGCUGAGGCUUCGAUUUCCUUAGCGAAAGUCGUGUUUUGGGACAUCCUUCCCGAGUUGUCAGCCCCAAACAGCUGGAGCAGUUCCAGGAACUCGUUGAGAACCAUCAGAUAGCCAGUAGGGUCAUUAACUUCAACCUGGGCGCUUCUAUUGCCGAGGAGUUUACCCAAAGGAAUCAGCGACUCCUGAGUCCCAUUACGGGCAAGGGUCGCUUGAGCACCGAGCGCUAUUACAACCACGAGGAGAUCAUAAACUACAUCGAUGACUUGGCCCAACGGUUUCCCCAUCGUGUCUAUGUGAAAACAGUGGGAUGGUCCUACGAAAAACGAGUCCUGAAGACCAUUACCAUUACGAAUGGCGACGGUAAGGCCGGCAAGAAGGUGAUCUUCAUGGAUGGUGGCUUCCAUGCCAGAGAAUGGAUCUCCCCGGCGGCGGUUCUGUAUGUUAUUGAUCAGCUUGGACAGUUUGAGCAGAAUGCUCACCUGCUGCAGGACUACGAUUGGGUAUUAUGCCCCUGUCAAUCCGAUGGCUAUGAGCAUUCCCAGACCGGAACCCUUGCCCGGAUGUGGCGUAACCGUCAGCCUUACAACUAUGCCGGACAGACCUGUUACGGAGCAGAUCCCAACCGUAACUUUGCGUUCCACUGGAACGAGGAAGGCGCCUCAUCGAAUCCCUGCUCGGAUACCUAUGCCGGUCCCUAUGCCUUCUCCGAACCCGAGACGAUCGUAGUGCGGGAUUUGAUGCAUUCUCUGGCGGAUCGUGGCAUUAUGUACCUCACCAUUCACUCUUAUGGCAACUAUCUGCUGUAUCCUUGGGGUUGGACUUCCGAUCUGCCCGAUAACUGGGAAGAUCUGGAUGCUGUUGCCCGCACUGGAGCCGAGGCCAUUGAGACCGCCACUGGCACCGUCUACACAUAUGGAUCUUCUACCAAUGUCCUCUACAUUGCAGCUGGUGCCAGUGAUGAUUAUGGUUACUAUGCUGGAUUCAAUGUGUCCAUCACCAUGGAACUGACUGGAGCUGGAAGCAUUGGAUUCAAUCCACCAGUAACUCGCAUCGAUGAGUUCGUCAAGGAGACCUGGAUCGGUAUCCGUGCCAUGGCCGAGAAGCUACUUGAGAUGUACUAAGAGCUUUUAUUUUGUACAUUAAUAAAUUUACACCUUUCUUGGUUCUGGCUCAGUAAAAUGUUAGUUGUUAAUCAUGAAAAUCUAGUAAUCUUUAGCUCUCCCUUCAAAUAAAAAUUGACCUAUGUACUGCUGCUUAGCUAUAGAAUCAGUCUAAAUCGUAAACCCGGUCGGAGUACAACAAUUUUUACAGAAAAAUUUUUAGAAAAAUUCGAUUUGAUUGUAUUUUUAGGUAAAAUUUUUACACUUACAGUCUAGUUUUAAAUUAUGAAUACGUUGAAUCCAUUUGGUCGUGAGGGUUUCUCUGGAGACGAAAUGACAAUGGCUUUUACAACUUCCUCGAGAAUUACACAGUGCGAGUAACGGAGGCAGCCGCACGCUACUGGGGCAGUAUGCCCGAACGUAAGCGAGAUUUGUUUUCUCCUGUAUACGGCGGGCAAAGCAGCCCCUGUGAUCGAAUGAAGUGUUCGAAAACGAAAAAGAAGAAGUCUUCCGCCAAGCGAAAGAGGAAGUGCUCAAAGCCUAAGAAGGCCUGUGCUGUGAAGAGGAAAAGUGCAAAGCCAAAGUGCCCCAAGCCAAUGCCGGUUUGUCCCAAGCCAAACCCGAGUUGCCCCAAACCUAAGCCACCACCGUGUUGCCCCUUACCGAAGCCACCACCGUGUUGCCCAGUACCUGAUCCACUGGCUUGCUGCCCUAAACCGAGGUGCCCCAAACCAAGGUGUCCACCGAAGUGCCCCAUGCCGUGUUGUCCCUAGGCAUGCCGAUGAUAAACUAGGUUGAGCCAUAGAUGCCUGAAGUCCCGGAGAGAGCCCCCUUAAAGGAAUUGUAACAUUUAGGAAAUAAAAAGUCGCACCACUACGUAUACUUAA
This is a messenger RNA of Drosophila serrata, 2147 nucleotides long. Its product is annotated as carboxypeptidase B1. Gene Ontology annotation, molecular function: zinc ion binding; metallocarboxypeptidase activity. Gene Ontology annotation, biological process: proteolysis. NCBI's taxonomy places the organism in Eukaryota, Metazoa, Arthropoda, Insecta, Diptera, Drosophilidae. The record is from RefSeq and is a predicted model, not a curated record.